Molecule: messenger RNA, 2378 nt
Organism: Vespula vulgaris
Lineage: Eukaryota; Metazoa; Arthropoda; Insecta; Hymenoptera; Vespidae
Exons: 10
Coding region: 24-2102 (692 amino acids)
Source: RefSeq, a predicted model, not a curated record
UUGUGUUUAUUGCGAUAUUAAAUAUGGAAAAUAAAAAGGAAAAGAAACAAGAAAAACUGAAAAAAACAGAAAAAGUAAUAUCCGAUCCACAUCGCGAAUAUUUGGAUAUGGAUACCGAUGAGGAAGGCUAUGAACGACGAGAAACUUCCGAGAGUGAAGAUGAGAUUUCUUCAGAACCAGAAAAUCCAACUUAUACGGAGCAAGAACUGAUAACACUAGUCAGUAUCGUCAUUGUACAAUACGUAAAGGAUUUAACGAUACUCUGUCAUCUUAAAGAAUCGGAUUGGAAUGAAAGCUGCUACGAAGUUAUACGAGAAUAUUUUCAAUGCGUAUCUCAUACUAUAUUGAUUAUAUUUUUCAACCAAAAUAAAUUAAUAGCAUCUUUGAAUCUUUCCGAUUGCAAGGACGUAGAUCUUAUGUAUUUUUUAAGAUCACCCUUACAAAUCUACACAACUGAUAAUUUUCUCAAAACUAUUUUCUGUGGAAAUAUUAACGAAGAUAAAACAAAAUCGUUCUUCAAAUUUCUACAGAAUAUAUACGCUCCUGUUGCUCUAACUAGUAACGAGUGGCCAGAAAUUAUACAGGAUGAUCUCUAUUUGAACUUACACAAUCUUUUAAUGAUUUUAAAUGAGCAACUUUGUAAAUCAAUAAAUCGAACGAUUUUGUAUGUACCAAAGGAACGUUUACCUGAAUUACGUGGAUUUCAAUUAUUUUAUGAGGAUAAUUCCGUAAUAAGAGAAGAAAAAGAUACGUCCAUACUAAUGCAAAAGUUUCAUAUAAAAGAAUUAAUUGAAAGAUUGGAAAAAAUAGUCAGAUGUUGGACAAAACAAAUACAUGCAGCUUUAAAUACUACGAUUAUUAGAAGAAAUAUCGAAAGUAUAAUGGAUGAAUGUAAUCAUUGGAAAAAUGUUUAUGAUAAUUUAAAUUCUUUAAAUAAUCAAUUAUCAAACAAUGAAGUCCAAGCUAUUAUCAAAUUAUUAAAAAAUAUAAAUUCAUCAAGUGUGGAAUCAUUUCCAAUAUUUAUCAGAAAACUAAAAGAAACACUGAUGGAAUCUUCAUCGAAUUUAAUAUACUUAAACAUUUUAUCUGAAUAUUGUACAAAUUUAUAUAUCUCGGAUAAUAUAGAAACUAAUAUGACGAAGAUAUUGCUUCUAAUACUACUCAUUUGGGUGGAAUCACCUUUUUAUAGUAUAACAAAAAAUAUUGGGUCUCUUUGCCGAGCAUUAAGUACUCAAUUAAUAUCUCAAUGUCAAAGAUAUAUAGAUUUAGAGACUGCAAUUAAGGGACAUGCAGAAAGUGGGAUACAUAUGCUAGAGAAAUCUAUAUCUACCUGUCAAAUGUACAAGAAAGUUUAUGAAAAAUUUGUAAAAAAUAUAGCAACUUCCAUUAGUCCUUAUAGAAUAUGGGAUAUAGAUGAAGAAAUGAUUUUUAAUAAUAUUAAUGCAUUUAUACAAAGAUGUCAUGAUAUUAUUGAAAUUUGUAAUGCACGAAUUAUUUUUGAAAGGUGUACUAAAGAAAUAACAUUUGGAGGUGCAAGAGGAAUAGACUAUGAAAAAUGUUGUCAACAAAUCGAAAACCUGUUUUAUGAUAAUUUAAACAAAAUCAUUGCAAUUAAAGAAAAUAUAUUAAACAUUAAAGAUACUAAUUGCAAUAUAACUAUACAUAAAUUUAGAAUAGCUAUAAUACAAUUAGAAAACAUGAUUAAAAAUUUAAUUAACAAAAUUUUUGAAAAUAUUAAAAACAUUGAUGAAGGUAUUGAAGCAAUAUAUGCUUUUGAAAGAUUUAAGUAUCGAACGUGUUUAAAAGAUUUAAUAUACGAAAAAUGGACACAGAUGUGGAAAAUGUUAGAUGAAGAAAUAGAAAAUUGCAAUAUAGCUACAAUUAAAGAAAUAGGUGCAUAUCAUCCACUUAUCCAAUCUUUUUCUAAAUACUUAAAUGUGCAAUACACAAAAAAAUAUUAUUUAAAAACGCAAUAUACAAAAAUGAUAAAUGCAUCUUACUGGUUAGUAAAUUGUGUAGAUGAAAGAUAUUCCCUGGAACGUUAUAACAUUGUAAUAGAUCAGUUAGAAGAUGCUUAUACUAUUAAUGCAAUAAGAAGCUAAUCAUAUGAUUUAAAAAAUUCAAUGAAAAUGAAUAAUUGGAUAACAGUUGAUUAUUCAAAUUUAUGAAUCUAAUAAAAUUAAAUUUUAGUUUUUUUCCAUUUACUUAUAAUGUCGUUUUAAAUAUAAUUAUACAUUAAUAAUACAAAUAUAAAAAAAUAUGUUAGAUAAUACAAAUAAAGUAUUACAUAUUUAGAUAUUAAAAUGAUAAUAUUAUAACAUUUUAAUAGUGAAGUAUUUGUUCAAUAACUCAAUAUAUAAUAUUUAUAUAAGUUACAA